Caenorhabditis sp. 36 PRJEB53466 is the source of this 856-nucleotide messenger RNA. NCBI's taxonomy places the organism in Eukaryota, Metazoa, Nematoda, Chromadorea, Rhabditida, Rhabditidae. The record is from the annotation of a GenBank genome assembly.
AUGAUUCGAAGACUGGGAGAAGCGACGCUGUAUCGCGCGGAGAGCCCGUCGCAGAACUCGCUCGUUUCGCAUCACAACUCGGACGUCUCACUGCCUUCUGUUGACUAUUCCCAGGUGAGAUUCAAACUAUUUGAAGACGUGCACAUUAAUUCUAGGAGGACAGACAUUCGUGCAACACCCUUGUCGCCGACGAAUGGUCGCAAAACGGAGAAGCCAUUCAGCCGCUUCGGAAUCCGACUGAAACUCCCACUCCGGCCGGAAGAAUCAUCUCUCGUCGUGAGAUUUCCAACACAGAAUCGGAUUUAUGCAAAAAGGUCAGUGAGACGGAAAGAUAUUCAAAUUGGCCUAAUGGACCGAUCGACCUCAGCACUUAUGGACAUUUUACAGCUUUCGCUGAUAGUCGAUCUCGUUUCGGACUUUGCGAACGACGCGAAUCGGUUGUAUGAAAGUGCAGACGAACUGUUGAAGGAGUUGAGAACUAAGAUUCGGGUCUACAUUUAUUAUCUGGAUGUGGAGAUGUCCGACGUCGAGAAGCUUCUUCGUUUCAACGUGGACAGAUCGACCAUUUGUGAUGAGAGAAUCGACUGGCUCUUGCAUUACACAAAAUGCCACGUUCGUGCCCCCAAGCCUUCUCAGAUUAAUUCCAAAACUUUAAUUGCAGAAAGAAAUGCGAAGAGUGCUGAAUGAACUAUCGGAAGACGUCUGUGAAGAUCUAGAAUCUUGUCUGGAACUGAGAGCAAAGGGAAUAAUCGGAAAGAAACCGAGUGCAAUCACUCUUUCCACCCUUUCCGGAAUGCGUGAAGGAAUGCAAAAAGCAGCCAAGCUUCUCGGCUGCAUGCCUCGUCAAAGGGCCUAA